Phycomyces blakesleeanus NRRL 1555(-) is the source of this 315-nucleotide messenger RNA. RefSeq lists its product as hypothetical. The transcript has 2 exons. Lineage: Eukaryota; Fungi; Mucoromycota; Mucoromycetes; Mucorales; Phycomycetaceae. The record is from RefSeq and is a predicted model, not a curated record. The coding region runs from base 1 to 315 and encodes 104 amino acids.
AUGAGAGCCAACUGUACAUUUGAAAUCAUAGGUACAUUUGAUCCAAAAAGUGUACAAGAAAUCCAUAGACCUAUCCAAGACACAAAAGAUUACUACUUUACCGUAGUUGCAGGAAAAGGUUACUCAAAGACAAGACCAGUAUAUUGUAUAGCUUAUGGAGAAGUCAUAGAAAAAUUCAAUGUUGCAAAUCUUACACCAGGAUGUCUAUACAAAAUUUCUGUUCUUGGGCACUAUCUGCAUCCACUCAAAGAAGGAAAAACACACCCAAGUAUUGACUCUAGAUUUAUAGCCCUUCAAAUCAAAUUAUCAGUCUAA